AUGGCGCUGACCAGGUGCAGCUGGCUCUUCCUCAGCGCCACUUUCCUGAGCGCGGGGGCCGACUUCACGAUCACCCCCGAGCCUGCCCAGCCAGCCGAGGGGGACAACGUCACACUGGCCGUGCGCGGGCUGACGGGGGAGCUGCUGGCCUACAGCUGGUACGCGGGGCCCACGCUCAGCCUGACCUACCUGGUGGCCAGCUACAUCGUGAGCACGGGCGACGAGACCCCCGGCCCGGCCCACACCGGGCGGGAGGCCGUGCUCCCCGACGGCGGCCUGCACAUCCAGGGCGCCCUGCCGGGGCACUCGGGCACCUACAUCCUGCAGACUCUCAACAGGCAGCUUCAGACGGAGGUGGGCUACGGACACUUGCAGGUCUAUGAGAUGCUGGCCCAGCCCGUGGUCAUGGCCAACAGCACGGCCCUGGUGGAGCGCCGGGACACCCUGCGCCUGGUGUGCAGCAGCCCCAGCCCCGCUGAGGUCCGCUGGUUCUUCAACGGCGAGGCCCUGCCCAUCGCCAUCCGCCUCGGCCAGUCCCCGGAUGGCCGGGCGCUGACCCGGCAUGGCGUCCGCAGAGAGGAGGCUGGCGCCUACCAGUGUGAGGUCUGGAACCCGGUCAGUGUCAGCCGCAGCGAGCCCGUCAACCUGACCGUGUACUAUGGCCCGGAGCGCGUGGCCAUCCUCCAGGACUCUACCACCCGCACGGGCUGCACCAUCAAACUGGACUUCAACACGUCCCUCACCUUGUGGUGCGUGUCCCAGUCCUGCCCAGAGCCCGAGUAUGUGUGGGCCUUCAAUGGGCGGGCCCUCAAGAACGGGCAAGACCACCUCAACAUCAGUAGCAUGACGGCGGCCCAGGAGGGCACGUACACGUGUAUCGCUAAGAACCCCAAGACCCUGCUUUCCGGAUCUGCCUCAGUGGUGAUCAAGCUCUCCGCGGCAGCAGCCGCCAUGACAGUCGUGCCCGUGCCGACCAGACCGACGGAGGGCCAGGAUGUGACACUGACCGUACUGGGCUACCCCAAGGACCUGCUGGUCUAUGCCUGGUACCGCGGGCCUGCCUCCGAGCCCAACCGGCUGCUCAGCCAGCUGCCAUCAGGGAACUGGAUCGCGGGCCCCGCGCACACGGGCCGGGAGGUGGGCUUCGCCAACUGCUCCCUGCUGGUGCAGAAGCUGAACCUCACCGAUGCCGGCCGCUACACGCUCAAGACCGUCACGGUGCAGGGCAAGACCGAGACCCUGGAAGUGGAGCUGCAGGUGGCCCUCAACCUCCCUCCCCUGCAUGAGGACCAACGCCACCUUCCUGAACCUGAACCUGGCACAGGCUGAGCGCGGGGAGGGCGGGGC
Molecule: messenger RNA, 1347 nt
Organism: Suricata suricatta (meerkat)
Lineage: Eukaryota; Metazoa; Chordata; Mammalia; Carnivora; Herpestidae
Gene: CEACAM16
Product: carcinoembryonic antigen related cell adhesion molecule 16
Exons: 6
Coding region: 1-1329 (442 amino acids)
Source: RefSeq, a predicted model, not a curated record